UUUCGGAAAUCAGAAUCCAAAUCUGGGAAACGCCCGAAACACCCACGUGCUCGCAUUUAUUCCAGUUGCCAAAGACGAAUUCGCAGGGGAAGAACAAUAGUAGAAUACAACAUCACCGUCAACUCUUUUCUUCUGAAAGUCCCAAUUCUUCGAACGUUGAUCCUUUUUGGCGUCCCAGAAAUAAGCAGGAAUUAGAUUUUUGGUCAUCUACAAGGGACUGUAUAUUUGUUGAGUAGCUGCCUGCAUGAAGUUGGGAGAAAUUAGCAACUAUAAGUUGUAUCAUAUCUCGAAUUAUAUGAGGAAGCUUCUAUUUGGUUUUAGGCAUCAGUUAACAUCCUACUUAAUUUGCUUCUUCCCUUCAUGAUUACAGGAAACAUGGGAAAACAAAGUGUUUCCAUGCUUUCCAACAAUUUCAUGGCUGCUAUUGGAGAAAUGAUGUAAAUGGAGACAGAAUUUCUUCUAUAUGUUCUCCAAAAAAUCUUAUGCUUGAAGGGGUUUAGCACCAUAAUCUUCAAUGGUGGACCCAAAGGCCCAACUUUGUCCAAAUAUUGUUUAUAGGCCUAUAAUGCCAUCUGAUCUUGAAGUUCUUGAGCAGAUACAUGCAGAUCUAUUUCCCAUCAGGUAUGAGUCCGAAUUCUUCCUAAAUGUAGUCAAUGGCUAUGAUAUUGUUUCAUGGGGGGCUGUUGACCGUAAUAGGCCUGGCUGUCAAAGUGAUGAACUUAUUGGAUUUGUCACUACUCGUACUAUCCCAGCUAAAGAAAGUGAAAUAGCAGAUAUGCUUAGAUGUGACUCUUCACGGACAGAUCAGACACUUGUUUAUAUUCUGACGCUGGGUGUAGUAGAGUCUUAUAGAAGUCUUGGAAUAGCUACUUCACUUAUUCGAGAGGUUAUCAAAUAUGCAUCAAAUAUUCCUACUUGUCGAGCAGUCUACUUGCAUGUCAUUGCUUACAAUGAUCCAGCCAUUCGUUUCUACCAGAAAAUGAUGUUCAAGUGCAUACAAAGGCUGUCAAAUUUUUAUUACAUCAAGGGUCAACAUUAUGAUUCGUACUUGUUUUUGUAUUACAUAAAUGGUGGCCGAUCUCCUUGCUCUCCACUAGAACUUGUCACUGCAUUGGCAACUUAUGUGAGGAGCCUGUUCAAGUCCUUGACUGCAAAAAUAUGGAAGAAAGAAGAGAAGAAGGUUCCAAGAUGGUUCAAAUGUAAAGACACCAGUUGCCUUCUAGUCACACAAAACAAGAGAAUCAUCACAACUGACAGUACUGGUUUUCAGUGUGUUUAGUAUGGUCUAUGGUGAUCCCACUUUGCUGCUGCCACUGAAAAAGAGCUCAAAAGCAACACAUUGGAGUGAUUUCAUCCUCAGUGACUCCAUUUCUAUUCGUUAUGCCCAGUAGCCUGUGUAAUAAUCUCUUCCUGUUGUAAGAUUUAUAUUUCAUUUAUGUGUCAAUCAUAAGAUGGCCUUGUUUAUACAAACUCUCCUUGAGAAUUUAUAUGUUUUGUGUGACUGAUUCGCUGUGCAUUUCCAUGCUUCAUACAAUCCACAUCACCAUUAUUAUUGAA
This is a messenger RNA of Nelumbo nucifera (sacred lotus), 1557 nucleotides long. Its product is annotated as histone acetyltransferase MCC1-like. NCBI's taxonomy places the organism in Eukaryota, Viridiplantae, Streptophyta, Magnoliopsida, Proteales, Nelumbonaceae. Gene Ontology annotation, cellular component: Golgi membrane. Gene Ontology annotation, molecular function: histone acetyltransferase activity; protein-N-terminal amino-acid acetyltransferase activity. The record is from RefSeq and is a predicted model, not a curated record. Gene Ontology annotation, biological process: N-terminal peptidyl-methionine acetylation.